Molecule: messenger RNA, 2930 nt
Organism: Lymnaea stagnalis (great pond snail)
Lineage: Eukaryota; Metazoa; Mollusca; Gastropoda; Lymnaeidae
Source: the annotation of a GenBank genome assembly
CAGGAAUCAUUACGUAAUGCAGGGAUAUUUAGCAUUUUGUAAAAUAACUUUAUCUCCAAUACUACGCCAGUCAGGUAUGAAAAGAAAUAUAAAUAUCUUCCCUGAGAGAGCCUCACAUUUAGGUCACAUGACUUGGCUCCGGCAGUGUUGUAUAUAAAGCGAGCGCCUCCACAAUCGGGCCAGAGUUUGUUGUCUUGCUGCGUCAGUGAACGUACAGACAUACCUCAUAGCGCCGAAUUAGUUACCCACAAUCUAAUUCUACAUUCUUCACAUUUUGUUCAUCUUUGACUAGAUAAUAAACAUCAGAAAAUGUCAGUCAGUCAAGCUCGCCAAAACUACCACGCUGAAAGCGAGGCAGGCAUUAAUCGCCAAAUCAACAUGGAGUUGUAUGCAAGCUACAGCUACCAGUCGAUGGUGAGUCAUUUCUUUUUACGCACCACGGUACACACCAUUGUGACACCAUUUACUUGAAUUUUACAUAAGAGGCAUUUUAUGUUCGGUAGUACAGUAGUGUCGCUGUACAUCAAUAAUCAAGAUAAAAAUCAUAAAAAUUAAAACUUGCGGCGCCCCCCCCCCCUCUCUCUCUCAAAACCAGUGACUAUUCUUAUUCGUUUACCCAUUUGGCAUGACAUGUGACAUGUGAGGGGAAAGUCUGGGCGUGGUAACGUGGAUCGGAUCGUUAAGUGACCUUAACCCCAUUCAUCCGACACUUGUCAAGGUUGAGCUAUUUAAAAUGGUUCAAUCUUCCCCCUUAUGAAAUCUGAAAGUGGACCAGGUAACAGCCUUAGUUAUUUUGGGGUGUUAUUAACUAUAAUUUAACUUACUUAAUGGUUAAUAUAGAGUAAGAUUCGUGGAUUCUUGGAGCACAGGACACAUUGUUUCAGCACAGGACAGUGUGACUGUGACAUGUUUUCCCCCUCCUACUACUUGGUCUUGUUUUAGAUUUUCUGGGUUACCUGUAUUCACAUGACAGUUUUGUAAUAGGCUAUAAUAUUGACAAAUGACUACUUUUUUGGGCUUCAAAUUUGAAAUCUUUUAUGGCACUUAGAAUAAUGGCUCGUGUAAUGUCCAUGCAUAUAUUUAUUAAUGUACCGUACCAGUGCCCCUUAGUGAAACAGACAUUAUAUUUAAUGCCUUGCCUUAAAUUGGGCCUUCUAAGCGGUUUAUUAAACUUAUACUUCCAAUAGGUCAACUGUGAUUGAACCCUAUUCAGUCCCCAAUGGUAUUCACGGUUUUUUUUGCAUGUUGCUAUUUGCUCUUUGAUUUGAGAAGAUGGCAGAAUUUUAAGAACUUAAGCAAGUCUAUUUAAUUAUAAGCAAGUCUAUUUAAAUAUAAGCAAGUCUAUUUAAAUAUAAGCAAGUCUAUUUAAUUAUAAGCAAGUCUAUUUAAUUAUAAGCAAGUCUAUUUAAAUAUAAGCAAGUCUAUUUAAAUAUAAGCAAGUCUAUUUAAAUAUAAGCAAGUCUAUUUAAAUAUAAGCAAGUCUAUUUAAUUAUAAGCAAGUCUAUUUAAAUAUAAGCAAGUCUAUUUAAAUAUUCAAAUAUUACUUGCUAGUUUAUUAAAGCUUCUUUGUAGUUCAUUCUUGCUACUAAAAUUUGAAUGGCACCAAUAUCUCUUCAUUUUUAAUCGUUUCUCAAUUAUUUUCUUUGGAUUCAGCUUUGAAAAAAAAAAAAAAAAGGUAAUAUAGCAUUGAGACAUUCUGAACUGGCAACAGUUUCGUGAAGCAAAAGUUAAACUUUACUUUUUUUUUCUCUUUGGUAAUCUCUUAAUUUUUAAUAGUUUCUCAAUUAUUUUCUUUGGAUUCAGCUUUGAAAAAAAAAAAAAAAGGUAAUAUAGCAUUGAGACAUUCUGAACUGGCAACAGUUUCGUGAAGCAAAAGUUAAACUUUACUUUUUUUUUCUCUUUGGUGCCAGGCCUACUACUUUGACCGUGAUGAUGUUGCCCUUCCUGGCUUCCACAAGUUUUUCAAGCAUCAGUCUGAAGAGGAGAGGGAGCAUGCUGAAAAGCUGAUGAAGUAUCAGAACAAGAGAGGAGGUCGCAUUGUCCUUCAAGAUAUUAAGGUAAUUAACAUUUGAUUUGACCACUAGGCAAUAGCCUUCUUUGAACAAAUGAGAGUUGCUAUUUCCAAAAGACAAUACUUUUGCUAUUGAAUUUUAAAGGGUAAUUAAUUUAAAGAUAACUAUGCAGGGAGUACCAGUAAUACAAAGGUUUAAAAUUCAUGUUAGUAUUUCAAUUUUUUUUCUGCUUGUAAGAAUUAGGUUAGAUCAAUAAACAGCUUACCAUUAAAUAAACAGCUUACCAUUAAAAAGCGUUUUAAAAGAAUUAAUUUAUUUUCAGAAACCCGACCGUGAUGAAUGGGGCACUGGUCUUGAGGCCAUGCAGGUUGCCCUGCAGCUUGAGAAGAGUGUGAACCAAUCCUUGUUGGAUCUGCACAAGCUGUGCACCAGUCAUGAUGAUGCCCAGGUAAGACACAUGGUUCAAGUUUUUGACCAUACACCUUUAGCUACGGUAAAUUUAAUAAUGUCACAAUUUCUUCCCCUUUCUUUCACUUAAAUUUAAAAAUAUUUUAACUCAAGUUUACAUUUUAUUCCUCAGAUGGCAGAUUUCUUGGAAUCUGAGUUCCUUGAAGAACAGGUCAAGUCCAUCAAGGAACUUAGUGACUACAUCACUAACCUGAAACGUGUCGGACCUGGGCUCGGAGAGUACAUAUUCGACAAGGAAACUCUUAGCAGUAGCAGUUAAAAUACUGCUGCAUCGACUGUUAGCAGGCUUGUUAUAAAGUGCAAGCCAUGAUUGUUUUGUCCCAUGCCCUCAUUUUAAGAAACUGUUUGACUCCAUUUUUUUUUUGAAAAAAGAAAAAAAAAAAAGUACGUGUUUGAAAAGAAUCUCUUGUUUUUUGAAACAUUAAAAAUAGGGCACACAUUGAUAACAUU